AUGCUUGAGUGUCUGAUUGACAACUUAGGUGCAGUUUUUGGAGAUCAAGUCUUCCACCAAUCUGUCGGAAUUCCCAAGGGGAAUAUUUUCUUUACCAAGCCGAAAAUAUUCCCGCAUUUUGGAAAGACAAUCGACGGUGACCGACACCGUGGUCACAAAGUGUCCCCACGAGGACCCCCGUCAUGGUCAAACAGUCAUUCCCCCGUUCACAGACCCCACCAAGUCCACAGCAACUCAUGGCAACAAGUCACAAGGACAUCCAAGCAUACUCAUACAGUAACCUUUGCAUCUAAUACCGAUGUUCAACCAACGAAGCGCCCAGCAACGACGCUGAGAUCUCACGAGUCCACCUCGUUUUCGGAGUGGAGAAGGAGCUGGGAGAGGGAGCAUGCUUCUGUCUGUGGGAAACAACAUUUUGCUCCUUAUGGUGCCCAGCUCAGGAUUAUGGGAGGCAUGAGUGCUCGAAAAGGCAGCUGGCCCUGGAUGGUUUCUGUAUAUUUUAUCCCAUUUCGCCAAUCCGUAUGUGGUGGAGUUCUCAUCGACAACGCGUGGUUUCUCACCGCUGCUCACUGUUUUGAUCCACCUCUGAGUGCUGAAAAAGAGUUCAUGAUAAUCCGAUUAGGAUUACAUAAUGUAACUUCGCCAAUGAAUAGAAACUCUGUUGAACAACAAAGAAAAGUACAACAAAUAUUCAAGUAUCCUGGAUACGGCACCAAUUUUAGUUUUCCUUUUGAUAAUGAUAUAGCGUUAGUCAAGUUAAACUAUCCAGUUGAAACCACGGAUUACGUCAGUCCACUGUGUUUGCCAAAUGAGGUAGAAAGAAAUAAAACUCGAUGCGUUGUGACUGGAUGGGGUAUAAAGAGAACUCCGAAUGCGUCCAAUCCUAAUGAACCCGAUCCAAUGGCCUGGCCAGAUAAUCUACAACAAGCCACAGUCCCUCUUAUUGAAUAUGGAGAGUGUAAAGCAAAAGAAGGAUACAUAGGGAAACUGACACCCAACAUGCUAUGUGCUGGAUACCGUGAAGGACAUGUCGACACAUGUAAUGGAGACAGCGGAGGCCCGCUCCAGUGUAUGAGAGAAGGUGUUUGGCAUGUCACAGGCAUAACGAGCUGGGGAGGAAAGACUUACAGAGAGUGUGCGGAGGCAGAUCAGCCAGGCGUGUAUACCAAAGUCUUAAGUUACAGAGAAUGGAUACUUACAACAAUGUACAAUAAUAAUGGACCAUUCCUAACAGGGCAUUCGUACUUAGCGUACCCUUGCUGCAUUAUGCUAUUUUUGGCGAUUUUGGCCUUCGUAGCCUUCGAUCCAGCUUUGGGAUCGCUUCCUAACAACACAGGAUGUGGGGUACCACACUACAAACCUAACUCACCCGUGAAAAGGGUUGUUGGAGGGGAGCAGGUGGCCCCAAACAGCUGGCCCUGGAUGGCGUUGCUUAAGUUUGAUGGUCAUUUGACGUGUGGUGGAACAGUGGUCAGGAAUGACAACAACACAUUGGUCAUCAUCACCUCAGCGGCUUGUGUAGAUGGAACAUUGGCCGAUGAAACAAGAUGGCAAGUUCGACUGGGUGUGUUCAGUAGGGCCUCGGCAAUCUUUGAGCCAUACUAUCAAGAGUUCAGAGUAAAGAAAAUCGUACAGCACCCCGAUUACCAACCGAGCACGUUCUCUAAUGAUAUCGCACUCAUGUUCGUCGACGGUGUCAUCCAAGAGACGGAGGGAGUCAGUCCAGCUUGUGUAACGAGAGAAAUGUACUCACCCGGAGAAAACUGUGUUACACUUGGCUGGGGAGUCACUAGUCAAGGUGGAGAAACAACAGAUAGACUUCAGCAGGUAUUCAAACCAAUUCUUGGCGCUGAUACCUGUCUCCAGCAACUUAGUAACCUGUUUAACAGAGUAACAAUGCUCUGUGCCGGGAGAGACGAAGGAGGAGCAGGUGCUUGCACUAGAGACACAGGCGGUCCCCUUCUUUGUAAAAGAAAUGAUGUAUGGUACCUGACUGGCAUCGUCAGUUGGGGUUUUGGCUGCGGAACUGCAGGAUUACCACCCGUGUAUACUCACGUGUUCGAAUAUGUCACAUCCGGGUGGCUUAAAACUGAAGGGGACAUCUAAAGUAUAAUAAAA
Saccostrea echinata is the source of this 2118-nucleotide messenger RNA. Its product is annotated as transmembrane protease serine 9-like. Gene Ontology annotation, biological process: proteolysis. The transcript is spliced from 15 exons. The record is from RefSeq and is a predicted model, not a curated record. Bases 1 to 2106 code for a protein of 701 amino acids. Gene Ontology annotation, molecular function: serine-type endopeptidase activity. Lineage: Eukaryota; Metazoa; Mollusca; Bivalvia; Ostreida; Ostreidae.